UUGCUUUAGGUCCCUUUCCUUUCUUCUAACAAGCGUCUUUACUUUCUUUUUCUGUGGCGAUUCCGUUCACCUUGUUUAUACAUAGGCUUUCAAGGAUCCAUGGUGCCACACAGUUUCCAAUUCUCUUCCCUUAUCAAAAGAUGGCAAUGAUCUUAGAUGCUUUUGUGGCACGAUACAUGAAGAAACUCGCAGAUUUCGUAGAGGGUGAGGUGUCAGUCAUGCUCGGAGUGAAGGAUGAGCUCCAGAAGCUUCAGAGAAGACUGGAAAGGAUGAGAGGUUUUCUUGAGCAAGCAGAGCGGAAGAGGCAUGAAGACACAAACAUCAGUAAUUGGGUGAGGGAGUUGAAAGAUAUCAUGUAUGAUGCGGAUGAUAUCAUCGACCUUUGUAUCAUCGAAGGCGGCAAAUUAUUGGAAAGCCAACAGCCCGUUUCUGCGGUAUGCCAUCCCUUCCCUUUAUUUUCUUGCUUCGGUUGUAUGAAGUUCCGCUAUGAAAUUGGUGACAAAAUUAGAGAUCUUAAUAAGAGGCUGAAAGAGAUUGCAGAGGAUAGAUCAAUAUUGCCUAAACUAGAAAACCCUAACCAAGAUGUCCAAGAGAGCGGAGUGAAUCCUCGUAGGACUUUUCCCAUUGAGGACAGUUCUGAUAUCGUAGGGACACAAAUUGCAGAGGCUACCCAGAGUCUUGUGGAAUCGUUAGUCCAAGGAGACAAAAAAAAAUUCUGGAUUUUGGGGAUUGUUGGGAUGGGUGGAAUCGGCAAAACUACUCUUGCUUCUAUUAUAUACAAUGAUGAAAGAAUAAAAGAAAACUUUUCUAUACGAGUAUGGGUGUGUGUUUCCAAGAAUUUUUCAGAGGCAAAGUUGCUGCAAGAGAUAAUUAGAAGCGCAGGUGGAAACUAUGGGCAGGCUGAGACAAAGGCUGAGCUCAUACCCAUUCUUUCCUCUAUCCUUUCUAGAAGGUUCAUUGUUGUGUUAGAUGAUAUAUGGGAAGCAAAAGUAUGGGAGGAUCUGCUCAGAUAUCCUUUCGAAAGUGCAGCAGAUGGUGGUAGGAUUGUGAUCACCACUAGAGACAUAAGUGUGUUUGGGAAUAUGAGCGUACUUGUCCACCAUGUUGACAAAAUGGGUCGUGCUGAUGGCUGGGCAUUGUUGUGCAAGAAAGUCUUUAGAGAUGACGAGAAGGAAGAGACCAUUAAUUUAAAAGAAAUUGGAAUGAAAAUUGUUGACAAAUGUGAUGGUCUUCCUCUUGCAAUCAAGACCAUUGCAGGAGUUUUAAGGUCGAAGAAGAGCAGCAUAGCAUGGAAUAAUGUUCUCAUAAGCGAUGCAUGGUCUAUGAACCAACUUCAGACGGAACUCCAUGGGGCCUUAUUUUUAAGCUAUGAAGAUUUAUCACCUCAUCUUAAACAAUGUUUUCUUUUUUGCUCGUUAUAUCCUGAGGACUUUCCCAUGCAUCGUGAUGAUCUUGUUCGGUACUGGCUGGCCGAAGGUUUUGUAAAAUCACAAGGAGAUGUAUUGUUAGAAGAUUCAGCCGAAGAUUACUAUAAAGAGUUGAUUUGCAGAAAUCUUUUACAACCAGACUAUGAAUACGUAGAUCAGAGUUUUUGCACAAUGCAUGAUCUGCUGCGUUCUCUUGCUUUGUUUUUGAUAGGAGAUGAGAGCACUUUUGUUGGUGAUGGAAAAACAUGCACCACAAAUCCCUUGACCAAGCUUCGUCGCUUGUCCAUUUCAAAUGUGGGAGAGAGGCUAGAAAUCCCUGAUGCAGUGAAGCAGCAGAAAUGCUUGAGGACUCUAAUUGUCUGGAACAAUCCCAGGACAAAGAUAGUUGAGCAGGAACUCGGAAGACUUGUGCAGCUACGAGUAUUGGACUUGACCGAUACGGGACUGGAGAGCCUUCCAGACUCGGUGGGAAACCUGUUACAUCUAAGGCACUUAGAUCUUGAUCGAACGAAUGUCAAAAUAUUACCAGAGUCUAUCGGACGCCUUCAAAAUCUGCAGACCUUGAAGCUCUUAGGUUGUAAAUCCUUUCACAUGCUUCCCAAAGCCAUCACAAGUUUGUGCAAUCUAAGAUGUCUUCACCUCACUGGAACUCCGUUGAGCCAUCUCCCAAAAGGAACAGGCAAACUGACACAUCUCAACGAUCUUCGAGGAUUUGUGGUCGGUGAUGAUGGAGGCAAGCAAGACCCGGGGUGCGAUUUGGAGAAGCUGCAAUCUCUGUCCCAGCUGAGAGUGCUGCGCAUAGAUAGGUUAGAGAGGUCACAAGCAGGAGCUUCAGCGCUUGCAAACACCUGCUUCCUUAGAAGAUUGUUUUUGCACUGGCAGCCACCCGAAGCUGGGAACAAUCAGCCACGAUGUGGAGAGGACGCAAUCCAAAAUGCGAACAAGAUAUGCAACAACCUCUCUCCUCCAUCCAGCCUAGGAGAGCUUACGUUCGACAACUUCUUUGGUAGUGGGUUUCCUGGCUGGUUGAUGUCACCCUCCUUUCCUCACCUGUCAUUCUUGGUCCUUACUAAUUGUAAAUCAUGUCCCCAACUUCCUCCGCUAGGCCUAUUGCCCCAGCUAAACUACCUUCGGAUUUCAGGAGCAGAUGCAAUCGUAACUAUCGGACCUGAGUUUCUUGGUCGUCGUGCCUCAGCAAUAACUGCAUUUCCUAGGCUUGAAUACCUGCAACUCUGCCACAUGCGCAACUGGAAAGAAUGGUCAUUAGGCGUGGCGGAAGAGGUUGGCGAUGAAAUAAGAGGAGCCUCUAAGCUGCUGCCGCAUCUCAAGGCCCUGCAUCUGGAGGACUGUCCCGAGCUAAUAGCUCUUCCGGAAGGUCUGGCGCAUGCCACCAACUUGCAUAAAUUAGGAAUUCUGGGCGCCCACAACCUGAGAGAAAUCAAGAACCUCCCCUCCUUAACUGAUAUGCUCCACAUCGAGAGUAACCUGAGGUUGGAAAGAAUAUCCAACUUUCCCUCGCUGAAAUCUUUGCAAAUAAUAAAUAGUCCGAGGUUACAGCACGUGGAGACUCUUGAUAAGUUGCAAUACCUGAACCUGAAACAUCCUUCUGCAGUACAGGGGACCUCAGAGAUUCCCUCGCUGGAGUGCCUCGCAGACGUUUCCAGUAAUCUUGAUCGACAAACAGAGCAACUCCCACAGUGGUUAUUGAACCUACUCGGGGAGGAUCAAAAUGCUCCGACUGCAGUGCAGAAUCUCAAAAAAUUUAGGCUGAAGUGCAGCUCACUACUGUUUGAGAGCUUCCUUAUGGAUCAACCAAAUAGGCCCAUCAUUCAGUGGAUCCCUGAGGUCUGGAUCGAAGAACUAGAUGGUCCCUCAUGGAUACGGUAUACCAAGGGAACUCCUUCCACCUUUCAAAUCAACAGGCAACCAGAAGAGUUUGCAAGUGGCCUCUCUUGAGCAACAGACAAUUUCAUGCGGAUUCAGCAGUUGGGAUGGACGUGCUCAGUGUUUUUAUCUUUUUUUCCUCAUGUAAACUUUGUAUUGGACUUGGACAUCUACCCUGUAAUUUCUGUUUCCUAGUGUUUUGAUGGUGUUAUAUCAUUAUCCUCAAUGUAACCUUAAGAAUUCAUAUGCAAUAAAUCAUGAUUUCACUCA
Phoenix dactylifera (date palm) is the source of this 3581-nucleotide messenger RNA. NCBI's taxonomy places the organism in Eukaryota, Viridiplantae, Streptophyta, Magnoliopsida, Arecales, Arecaceae. The record is from RefSeq and is a predicted model, not a curated record.